GUGAACAGCGACGUCCACGCUGCUACCUCGACCUUCUCCUAUAUAUCUCCUCAAUCCUGCUACCAUUCCUCCCUCAAAAACGGCGACCGGUCACGGAAACGCUGCUCAACGGCGCUCGGUGACCCCGUCCAGGUCCCACAUGGACAAUCCGCCAACCAGUACCACCAAUAUCCACACCAUCGUCAAAGCGCAAAUUGUUUUUCUUCUAUCGACACUGACUGAGGAAAACUUCGAGCGGAAUCAGGUGGAAAUUCGUUCGCUCUCGGAACAGCAUGGAAUAGACACUUACCUUCAUUUCAUCCGUCGGUUAAUCGUUGCUUCCCAGUCGCGGCUUGCUGCCGGUCCACCUCCUCCCUUUGACGCCUCAACUUCUCUCACUUUUCGGCUACUUGUCCAGGAAACCCAACGUCUCGCACGCGACCCUUUCCUCGCUGAUCGUUUCCGCGACGGCAUCGAUAAGGGCGAAGGCGAUGUUUUCAGGGGCUUCGAUUUCCUUCGUUUUGUGGACCGUAUAGGCCUUCGCCCGCUCGAGCGUCUCGUUCUCGCAUCGUCUGUGGCAUCCGCCACUCGCAAGGACCUUGCAAGCCAGGCUGUUGCUGUCAUAAAAUCCGAGCUGAAGGAGGCGGCAGCUACUCUAUAUCGUGCAAAUCCGUCGUUUGACCAUGCGGAUUUGUCGCCUAACCAGGUGGCGAAGCUGCUGUCGAACUUGCUGUCGGAUCUUCCACUAGACUCCCCUAUUUUGGAUUUUCCCGAACGGAACGCGCUGAUUGUCGCUGCACAGACCAAGUACGGCCAAGAAACGGUAACGCCGAUGCUUCAUCGCAUUCUGCCGUCCAUAAGUCUUCCUCCCGGAACCACACCUAUUCAGCUUCUUCUGCAGCUUGGGCCUGAAAUAACCAGUGAUCCUGACGUUGUUCGCUCUCUUUUGGUGCGGUUUGGAAUGUCGGACGCGAGUCCCCCCACCGACGCUCACGUUGUGGAGAUGAUGUCGACAUUGGCUCGUCAUGCGGCGGAAGGUACAACAUUAUGCGAUGUUUCUUCGCUUGUUAGGGCACUCUCUUCUUUCCCUGUCAACAUCAACUGGGCCAAUGUCAUCAAGUCCUUCGACUGGCCGGACCGCCUUGGCGUUGACACUGCUACCCUGAAGCUCCUAAUAGCCAUCCUGCUGAGCUGUCCACGAGAUGGCGAACCUCAUGCCGUCACCGGAUUCUGGUCAACCUGGUCAAACUCCCUCUAUCAACUCCGCCUACUUGAUGCCCUUCUAUCCCUACCCGCCGACACAUUUAACUUUGUUCAGCUCCCCGGCCACAGAAUAGUCACCGUUGAUGAUGUAGCAGUUGCAAGCCCAACUAUCAAGGCUCUGGCAGCAAAUGUCCAAGGCCACACAUGGAAUUCCCUUGAGCUCUUUGAAGUUCUAGUGCGGUUAGCAGACUCCGAUUCUACCGAGAUCAGGAAUUGUGUGCGUGAAAUGCUCGACAAGGCCAUCAAAAUUAGCGCAGAGCUUGUUCAUAUGGGCCUCCUCCAAGUUCCGGACCAAAAUUGGAAUGAAAUACGGACAGAAUAUUCGCGUAAACUCCUCACAAUGUUCCUUGGCGGACAUCCGAAUCACCAAUUGGUCUUUAUGAGGAUAUGGCAAAUAGAACCCACAUAUCUAACAAGCGCCUUUCGUGAUUUUUAUCAAGAAAAUCCUCUCAAUAUCACCCGUAUUCUUGACGUGGCACAAGAUCUCAAGAUUUUGGAGGCUCUCCUAGAAGUUCGUCCGUUCGCGUUCGCUCUCGAUGUCGCUGCCCUCGCCUCUCGGAGAGAGUAUCUGAACCUCGACAAAUGGCUUGCAGAUAAUGUGACUAAUCAUGGGGCAGAGUUCUUGCGCGCAGUCGUUGAUUUCCUCGAAGACAAGAUGGCCAACGAGAGGUCAACGCGUAUAUCAGACCCCCAAGUGGAAAGUCGUACAAUGUCUCUGAGUGCUAGCACAAUCACGAUCAUCCUGCGUGUCCUUCGUAACAGUACGAACCAAAUGGGCGGAGAGGACCUUCGCCGCAGCGUGGAAGUCCGCAAUUCUUGUCUUCAAAUACAUCCACGCCUUAUGAGUUUGAUACCUGGGUCUGAUGUUGAGCCUGGAUCCACUGUCGUCAGCUAUUCCACCGAGAUCGAGGCUGAGGUCGAUGGCAUCUACAAGCAGAUGUAUGAUGAGAACAUCACCAUUGACGAAGUCAUCGCUAUGCUGCAACGACACAAGGAGUCCACUAAUACUCGUGACCAUGAAGUCUUUUCAUGCAUGCUCCAUUUUCUAUUCGACGAAUACAAAUUCUUCCAAUCGUACUAUCCUGCUCGCGAACUGUCGAUGACGGGCUACCUUUUUGGUUCACUGAUCCAGCAUCAGCUCAUUGACUACAUUCCCCUUGGUAUCGCCAUUCGCUACGUCUUGGACGCAUUGCUUUGCCCACCUGAAACAAACCUUUUCAAGUUUGGCGUUCAAGCUUUGAAUAGAUUCGAAUUCAGACUGGCCGAAUGGAGGCCAUUGUGCGAGAAGUUGGCAGAGAUUCCUGCGUUGAUUGAAGCAAAGCCGGAGCUUGUUGCAAGCAUCCAACGACAUCUCGCGUCGUCAUCGGCGGAUGGUAGUGUCAACGGGGAUAUCCGCUCCCUGUCGAUUGGGCCUCCCGCUGAACCAUUGCCCAUUUUUACUGCUAUCCACCCUGAUAAUAUCGAAGGCCAAAUUGAACAACCGCCGGAAGAGUUGUCUGACAAAAUCCUCUUCAUUGUUAAUAAUUUGGCCCCAACUAAUUUCGACGCCAAGUUGACCGAGAUGAAGGAGUUGUUUGACGACGGAUAUUCGAGGUGGUUUGCGAAUUACUUGGUGGAUCAACGAAUCAGUUCAGAACCCAACAAUCACGGCCUCUACCUGCGCUUCCUUGAAGCAUUGGAAUCCAAGUCACUCACGAAGUUUAUCCUUCAUGAGACAUUUGUCAAGUCAACGAGUAUGCUCAACUCGGAGCGAUCGAUGCAAUCGGGAACCGAACGGAACACUCUCAAAAACGUUGGGCUGUGGUUGGGCUCAAUCACUCUGGCUCGUGAUAUUCCUAUCAAGCAUAAAAACUUGUCGUUCAAAGACCUGCUUCUUGAGGGCUACGAAAGUGGACGACUGGUUGUCGCGAUACCCUUUGUAUGCAAAACACUCGAGGGAUGCUCGAAGUCCAGAGUCUUCAAGCCUCCAAACCCGUGGCUGAUGGCUGUAGUCAGUCUUUUGGCAGAGUUCUACUUCUUUGCAGAGUUACGAUUGAACUUCAAGUUUGAAAUCGAGCUGUUAUGCACUGCACUCGAAAUCAACCUUGAAUCCAUUGAACCUACUACUGUUCUCCGUAACAGACCAAUGACGGACUCACUCGCAGGUCCACCGCUUCCAGAUUACGUGCCAGACAUUGAAUCUCUACCCAUUGGAGGAGGUUACGACUCUUCAGCGCACUUGGUGCCGGGGGAAUCGCAAGUCAUUCCUCUCGGUCCGGCAAGUCCUGCCGAUACUCAACGAGUUCUGGGUGCGCAUAUCGAAUCAAUUCUUUCAACGCUUGCCAUGCACGUGCACGUGAACCCUCAGCUUGCGCCCCUGCAUCUAAACCCUGCCUUCAAGAGGUCCGUCCAACUCUCUGUAGAUCGGUCUGUUCGGGAGAUAAUUUUACCAGUUGUGGAGAGAUCUGUUACUAUUGCUGGGAUAUCAACGAGAGAGUUGGUGGUCAAGGAUUUCGCCUCGGAAUCAAAUGAAGACAAACUUCGAAAGGCGGCCCAUUUGAUGGGGCAGAAGUUAGCGGGAAGUUUAGCCCUAGUAACAUGCAAGGAGCCGCUCAAAAGUAAUCUUGCUACACACCUUCGUGCAUACCUGGCAGAUCAUGGUUUCCAGGAGGUCGCGCAGCAAGACGCUGUCAUUUUAAUCCUCGUACAGGACAACUUGGAUACAGCCUGUUCUGCCAUCGAGAAAGCAGCAAUGGAGCGCGCGGUGACUGACGUCGACGAUGCAUUCGCUACUGCCUACGAAGCACGUCAUCGUCAUCGCGAGUUACGCAAUGGUCAAAGCUUCUGGGAUCCUGCUGUCCCGCAUACCAAUUUCUCCAGUUCUCUUCCUGACCCGCUUCGAGUCAGACCAACUGGCGUCCAGGCUACUCAAGUAUCUGUCUAUGAAGACUUUGGUAUUGAUCCAAGGCGACGCGCGACGAGUAGACCUAGUUCGACAAUUUCUUACAAUCCGUAUACCCCUUCACCUGCCCCUGAUACGCUCAUGAGCCAACAACAGUAUUUGACGCAUGAAGAAGCUAUGAACCGCUUCUCCGUUGUCACCCGUGAUUUGGAAGCUGUCAUGAUCCAAAUUCCUGUUCAGAACUUUGCGGCUCUACCACAUAAUCAUGAUAUUCGUCACCUCGUUCGACAGGUUGUUUUCAUUGGUAUGGAAUGCGCUGAUCGCCAAAAGACACCACUGUUGCUGUCUCAGAAGAUUGUUCAACUACUCUACAAGACUCCUACACAGUUGGGGAGGGACGUAUAUGUGACGUUGCUUGAUCAGCUUUGCCGGACGUAUGAGGACGUGGGCAAGGAAGCCAUAAACUGGCUUCUGUAUGCUGAAGACGAGCGUAAAUUCAAUGUGCCGGUCACCGUCACGCUCCUGGGUAGUGGUUUGGUGCCCAUCACCUUGCAAGACCAACAAUUAGCCAAGUUCUUGUUUUCGGAUCCCCGACCCAGUUUGCUUCUUUUCGCUGCCAACUUGAUUCGACAGUGCCUGUUUAGUGAAGCUCCGAUCCUAACUCAAAGCCAAUUUUCCUUGUCCAUCGAGGUUCUGAGUCAGCUGGCCCAGGCGGGCAGAGCUAUCGAAGAAGUGAACCGGUUACUGGAUGACAUUGUUGGAACCCGCCGACCUGUUGGACCUGGACCUGGAACCCCAGCUGUCCCCCAGCCUUCGGUGAAACCCGAAACAGAGCAAAUACGGGAAAAGCUCUUUGCCUGGUUCCAACAAUGGGUGAACAUCUAUCAACGCUCCCAUACACCGGAAAAGAGUUUCGUUCCCUUCAUCACCCAGCUUACGAAACAGGGCAUUCUCAAAGCCGAAGAGAUGUCUUCUCUUUUUUUCCGGGUUUGUGCGGAAUCCAGCGUGAACAACUACCUGAAAUGCAUUCAAAAUAAUGAUUACCAUCAUGCCUUCCAAGCUUUGGAUGCCAUGUCGAGACUUAUUUCGUACAUGAUCAAGUACCAUGGGGAUGCUUCGGGUGUCAAUAAUGAUCAAGCGAAGGUCCAUUAUCUCACCAAGAUCCUAUCCAUCUUUGUCCUUGUGCUGGCUAACAUGCACGAGGAUCAAGGCGUGUCCUUCCAGCAGAAACCAUUCUUCAGAUUCUUCUCAAGUCUGAUCAAUGACUUUCAUUCCAUGGAAGCGCACCUGGGUACGGCAUACUUCCAACUGCUCUUAGCCAUAAGUGACGCAUUCAGUUCCUUACAACCUACUUACUUCCCUGGCUUCUCGUUCUCGUGGAUGUGCCUUAUUUCCCACAGACUCUUUAUGCCGAAGCUGCUUAAGUCUGAAAAUCGCGAGGGAUGGUCGGCUUUCCAUAAAUUAUUGCUCUCGCUCUUCAAAUUCCUUUCACCCUUCCUGAGAGACGCGGAUCUCCAGCAUGCCUCACGGGACCUAUACCGCGGCGCGCUUCGCAUCCUUUUAGUCCUGCUCCACGACUUCCCCGAGUUCCUCAGCGAGUACUAUUUCUCCCUUUGCGACGCCAUUCCUCCCCGAUGCAUCCAACUCCGUAACAUCAUACUCAGCUCGUUCCCUGCCUCCGUCACUUUACCUGAUCCUCAUCUACGUGGCCAAACAUUCGAGUCCUUACCUGAGAUGGGCAUCAUACCUCCUAUUCUCUCCGAAUUCACGUCGGGUCUGAAAAAUAGUGACCUAAAAGCUCUCCUUGACCAGUACCUGCUGAAUCGGGGCGCGUCACCAACGCUGCUUCCUUCGCUCAAAGAACACAUCAUGCCGGCGGGUACUCCGGAUGGACCUGGGGAAUACUACAACUUAUCCCUCAUCAAUAGUCUUGUGAUGUAUAUCGGUGUUUCUUCAGUCGCCCAAAUCAAGUCCCGAAGUGGAUCUCGCGUAUUCUCCAACACUGAUCCUGGUGCGAUUGCUUUGCAGUACCUGGCUACCAACCUAGAUGUUGAAGGCCAGCACCACCUUCUAAGUGCCAUCGUGCUACAUCUACGUUAUCCUAACGCGCACACACAUUGGUUCAGCUGCCUACUAUUGCACCUCUUUCUUGAAGUACAAGAUGAGCGCUUCAGAGAGGUAUUGACCAAGGUCCUUUUGGAGCGAUUCAUCGUCCAUCGGCCUCACCCGUGGGGAGCUCUGGCCACAUUUAUUGAAUUGCUUCGCAAUACAGCGAAGUACGAUUUCUGGUCGAGGGACUUCAUCAACAUCGCCCCUGAGGUCAGACUCCUCCUCGACAAUGUUGCUAAGGCUAUCUUCUCUCAACAGUAGAAUCUUGUCGCUAUUCUUUUUGCUAUCUCUCUCCGCAUAUAUAUAUCUCCUGUCUUAACUGUUUUAUUCCGGGUUUUCUUUUGUUCCUCCUGCACAGUGUAUUGUAACAUUAUUUGUCACCGUUUUCAAGUGUUGAAGAGGGGUGUGAGAUCUGAGCUUUGAUUACGAGUAUUUCACGAACCCAAUGACCCUGUUACCAGAUUUUCCUGGCUACCAAAAGCUGCAGCUUCUGUAUUGUUUUAACGAAGUAAUGUAUCAUUUGUACUCAUUCAAACAGCUAGCUACCUGAGAUGCCAAUGACGGGUGAUUGGAUACAUCACUCGUCAUUCAUCUUAUCAACUUUGCAUU
This is a messenger RNA of Guyanagaster necrorhizus, 6841 nucleotides long. Its product is annotated as Not1-domain-containing protein. The record is from RefSeq and is a predicted model, not a curated record. Gene Ontology annotation, cellular component: P-body; CCR4-NOT core complex. The coding region runs from base 140 to 6493 and encodes 2117 amino acids. The transcript is spliced from 18 exons. Lineage: Eukaryota; Fungi; Basidiomycota; Agaricomycetes; Agaricales; Physalacriaceae. Gene Ontology annotation, biological process: nuclear-transcribed mRNA catabolic process, deadenylation-dependent decay; negative regulation of translation. Gene Ontology annotation, molecular function: molecular adaptor activity.